Botrytis deweyae is the source of this 867-nucleotide messenger RNA. RefSeq lists its product as uncharacterized. Lineage: Eukaryota; Fungi; Ascomycota; Leotiomycetes; Helotiales; Sclerotiniaceae. The record is from RefSeq and is a predicted model, not a curated record. The transcript has a single exon. The coding region runs from base 1 to 867 and encodes 288 amino acids.
AUGUCUGGCGCCUGGGAGUUCACAGGAAAUAAUCCUGAAAGCCGUAUUGAAGCGAGAGAAAGUCGAGGCUCCGUAGGAAUGGAUCCACCACAACAAGGCGGUUGGCGAGAAAGACAAGAGGAUCCGCCCAGUCCAUCCCCAAGUGGCCGCGGGUACGGGAACUAUGCUCUAUCUACUAGCUCGUAUUCCAUGGCUCGACCUGAACAAAUCACGCCUGGACAACACUUACUUCUUCCUAAGCGUAAUAACCAGAUUCGGUCUAACAGCUCAAGGCCAAGAGCCAGAAAUCAGCGAGAUACAGCGCUUUUGUCUUCAAACCGUGUGCAAAAACUUCAUACCGCCUGUAAUACACACACUAAAGUCAAACAUCACGAGAAUGCACCACCUCGAUAUCCAGUCCCGACGUCCCAAUUACCUCCCCCUACAAUUGUUGUGGCACCGGUUACUCCUACUCCAGUCGUCAAAGAACUUCAUUCCCUUCUUACAUCCCGUGGAAGCCAAAUGUACCCGGGUUCAUCAUCUUUACGGCAUAGACGUUCAAAAUCAGCUCCGUAUAGUGUUCGCAAAGGUGCCCAGAAAGCUGCAGAUAAGAGGUUCGAUAGAGGUGAUCCGUUUACCAGCUAUGAAAACUCUGGGAAUAAGGAAUUAAACCAGACAAACUUAAUGGAGACUCGGGAAGAAGAUAUAGGAGUAAUGGAGAUGGAUUUUAGUGGAUUGGAAAUUUCAUUCCGAAAAAGAAAACUGCAAGGGGAAGGCAGGAGGGUAACAGGGAGAAUUUGGAUAGUGGGAAAGACAACAGCGAGGUCAGUGGAGGAUAGAAAUGAAUCACAGGGCUGGGAUACUAUUAGCAGGUGUCUAGGAGUGUAA